Messenger RNA from Lepus europaeus (European hare), 1494 nucleotides. RefSeq names its product retinol dehydrogenase 16-like. Lineage: Eukaryota; Metazoa; Chordata; Mammalia; Lagomorpha; Leporidae. The transcript has 4 exons. Gene Ontology annotation, molecular function: oxidoreductase activity. The record is from RefSeq and is a predicted model, not a curated record. The coding region runs from base 127 to 1104 and encodes 325 amino acids.
GAGGCUGUGCCAGAGCGCCUGAGGUCAGGCUGCCUACUGCCUUCUUCUGGCUGCUCCCUCCUCUGCCGGAGCAGGUGCCACACUCAGGUUUCCCUGCAGCCGGUCUGUGUGUGACCCCGCAAAGCCAUGUGGCUGUGGCUGGCGGCCCUCGUGGGCCUGUACUACCUGGUGCGCUGGUACCGGGAGAGGCAGGUGGUGAGCCAGCUCCUGGACAAGUUCGUCUUCAUCACGGGCUGUGACUCGGGCUUCGGGAACCUGCUGGCCAGACAGCUGGACAGGAGGGGCUUGAGGGUGCUGGCUGCGUGUCUGACGGAGGAGGGGGCCGAGCAGCUGAGGCGCCAGACAUCGGACAGGGUGGAGACGGUGAGCCUGGAUGUCACCAAGACCGAGAGCAUCGUGGCCGCCGCCCAGUGGGUGCAGGAGCGCGUGGGAGACCGAGGACUCUGGGGCCUGGUGAAUAACGCUGGCGUCUCCAUGUCCACGGCCCCCAACGAGUGGCUGACCAAACAGGACUUUGUGGACGUGCUCAACGUGAACCUGCUGGGGACGAUCGAGGUGACCCUGAGCCUGCUGCCCGCAGUGAGGAGGGCCAGGGGCCGCGUGGUCAACGUCUCCAGCGUCAUGGGCCGCCUGGCACUGUUUAGUGGCGGCUACGGCAUCUCGAAGCACGGCGUAGAGGCCUUCUCGGACUCCCUCAGGAGGGAGCUGUCCCCCUUCGGGGUGAAGGUGGCCAUCAUUGAGCCCGGUUCCUUCAAGACCAACAUGGCAGACCCGAAGAGCUUCAUGCAGUCCUUACGGGCGGCCUGGGAGCGCGCCGGCCCGGAGGUCAGGGCCAUCUAUGGCGAGGAGUUUCUGGCAUCCUGUGAACAUGAAGUUGGGUCAGUCGUUCAAGUCUCCGUUCAGGCAGGACCUCCCGUUGGUGACGGACUGCAUGGAGCACGCGCUGACCGCCUGCCACCCCCGCACCCGGUACUCGCCCGGCUGGGACGCCAAGCUCUUCUUCCUCCCCAUGAGCUACAUGCCCACCUUCCUGGUGGACGCCAUCAUCCACUGGUUUUCCCCGAGGCCAGCCCAGGCCCUGUGAAGUCUCGCCCAAGGCACUAGGUGGUGCAGAGCUGGGCUGUGAGAGAGGAGAGGGGGGCGGGGCGCUCUCCGGUCUCCUUCUGCCUCUCUCCAGGAAUCUACUUGUGCUAGGUUGCCUUGGGCAGCCACUCGGAACUCCCACCUUCCUGGCUCCCAGGGGCACAUCUGAAUGGCCUUGGGCAUAGCAGGUGCAAGGAGCCCAUACCUGCUCUGCCUCCUCAGGGUGGGCGUCGGCCUGUCCACUCUGCACCUCUCACGGGGACACCUGUGCACAGGUGGGGAUGGGCAGAAGCAAACCCCACCCCUGCCCAGCAGCCUGGGAGGGGACUCAGCCGGCGCUGGCAGGUGGGACACACCUCAGUAGGUUCUCGGUGUAUGACACACAAACCAAUUUAGCAUUUGUCAUAAAUC